This is a messenger RNA of Nymphaea colorata (pocket water lily), 720 nucleotides long. RefSeq lists its product as uncharacterized. The coding region runs from base 1 to 720 and encodes 239 amino acids. Gene Ontology annotation, molecular function: protein binding. NCBI's taxonomy places the organism in Eukaryota, Viridiplantae, Streptophyta, Magnoliopsida, Nymphaeales, Nymphaeaceae. The record is from RefSeq and is a predicted model, not a curated record. The transcript has 2 exons.
AUGGCGCUGGCUGCAGGCUUGAAGAAGGCGAAAGCCAUAGAGCGGUGCCUAUUAGGAGCUAACCGCAUAACCGACGUUGGACUGGCAGAGCUGGUGAGGGCAAUCAGUCCAGACGUGCUAGUAUUGGAUCUAUCGCAGAACAAGAUCACCCAGGAAAUCAACCUCGCAAACAAUCUCCUCAAGGUCUCAUCCGCAGAUGCACUAUUCAGAAAUGCACGUUAUAGCAAGCACCUGCGACGCCUUAACCUCAGCAAGAACAAGCUAACUCCUGCCUGCUUGGACGCUCUUGCAGACAUGGUUGAGAAGUCACCAACGCUCGAACAACUCUACAUCGGCACAAACUACCUGUCUGGCAAGGCUGGAGAGCGUAUCUUUGGACUACUGGCUGGAAACAAGGUGCUAAGAGUGCUAGACUACAGCCUAAACCAGCUAGGAGAUAGCGGAGAACUUGGAUGCGCAAAGGCAAUCGCUGAAUGCUUUAGAACCAACCGUGCUCUCCAGCAUGUAGACAUAUCCUUCAAUAACUUCGGAAAGGAAGCCUCAGAGAUCAUCGCGGAGGGAAUAGAGCCAAACAAGCACAUAUACGGUUUCCACUAUCGAGGCAACUAUGGAUGGGUCAACUCCAAGGGCUUCCUCGUGCUGGAGGAAAAGCAAGAAACCCUCCUUGAUUCCAUUGAGCAGCAGCGUAUGAAUGGAUUCGAUGUGACAGUCAUUCGCUAA